GCAGCCUCUGGUGUUCGUUGAACAGCGCUAUGGAAGGUGUAAGACUUAAAGUCGAACGACAGACGGGAGAACCUGCGCGGGGGAAGAAACUACUUAGCUUCCCACCCGCGUGAUGGAGUUUUCCCACUUAGAUGUGCCGCCUGCAGGAGGAGAGAAGCCGCAUGCGUGUGAUACGUGUGGACACAGAUUCGCGCUAGAGAAGCAUCUGCAGACCCACAUGCUCAUUCACACAGGAGAGAAACCCUAUGUGUGUUAUGUUUGCUCACAUGCCAGCACUACCUCUGCUAAUCUCAAGAGUCACAUGCGCACACAUGGAGAGAAACCCUACAUGUGUGACAUAUGCAGUUACAGGUGCCGUCAACUAACCAGCCUUAAGGCACACGUGCGAACUCACACGGGAGAGAAAUCCUUUGCGUGUGACACAUGUGACUACAAAUGUAUGUCAUCCAAUAAUCUCAAGAGACACAAGCGCAGUCAUACAGGAGAGAAACCGUAUGCGUGUGACACAUGUGACUACAGGUGCACUCAACUAUUCCAUCUUAAGUCACACAUACGAACUCACACAGGAGAGAAACCCUAUGCGUGUGAUACGUGUGAUUAUAGAUGCUCUAAUAUGAAUUGCCUCAAGGAACACAAGCGCAUUCACACAGGAGAGAAACCCUAUGCAUGUGACACAUGUGACUACAGGUGUCGUCACCUAUCCAGUCUUAAGACACACAUACGAACUCACACAGGAGAGAAGCUCUAUGCAUGUGACACAUGUGACUACAGGUGCACUGAACUAUCCAAUCUUAAGACACACAAGCGAACUCACACAGGAGAGAAACCCUACGUGUGUGAUAUUUGUUCAUAUUCAUAUUCUCGCUUGAGUAGUCUGAAGGUGCACUUUCGAACACACUCAGGUGAAAAGCCCUAUGCAUGUGACAAAUGCGAGUACAAAUGUACGUCAUCCAAAUAUCUUAAGCAACAUAAGGGCAUUCACACAGGAGAGAAGUCCUGUGCGUGUGAUACGUGUGACUACAGAUGCUCUGAAGUGGCUAAACUCAAGCGACACAAACGCAUCCAUACAGGAGAGAAACCCUAUGCAUGUGAUACGUGUGAUUAUAGCUGCUCUGAAAUGUCUUGCCUCAAGCAACACAAACGCAUUCAUACAGGAGAGAAACGCUAUGCAUGUGAUAUGUGUGACUACAGGUGCAAUCAACCAGCAAAUCUCAAGACACACAAGUUAACUCACAUGGGAGGAAAGCCAUAGACACGUGAUAACACACUGCCAAUGACAUAGCUACU
Messenger RNA from Priapulus caudatus, 1287 nucleotides. Its product is annotated as zinc finger protein 235-like. Gene Ontology annotation, biological process: regulation of transcription by RNA polymerase II. Lineage: Eukaryota; Metazoa; Priapulida; Priapulimorpha; Priapulimorphida; Priapulidae. Gene Ontology annotation, molecular function: RNA polymerase II cis-regulatory region sequence-specific DNA binding; DNA-binding transcription factor activity. The transcript is spliced from 2 exons. The record is from RefSeq and is a predicted model, not a curated record. The coding region runs from base 113 to 1252 and encodes 379 amino acids.